Molecule: messenger RNA, 1816 nt
Organism: Glossina fuscipes
Lineage: Eukaryota; Metazoa; Arthropoda; Insecta; Diptera; Glossinidae
Gene: caz
Product: RNA-binding protein cabeza
Exons: 6
Coding region: 150-1388 (412 amino acids)
Biological process (GO): regulation of DNA-templated transcription
Cellular component (GO): nucleus
Molecular function (GO): transcription coregulator activity; RNA binding
Source: RefSeq, a predicted model, not a curated record
UUCUAAGCAGCAGUUUCUUUUCAUUUCUAUUUUGUCAACUGUUGGUGGAGGUUAUCUGUGCAUUGUGGUUAAAAAAAGGGGUAUAAAAUAAAUAAUAGAGAAUCGUUUGAUUUUUGGUCUACAAAUUAUAUUUCAAGAGAUUAUAUAAAAUGGAUCGUGGUGGUUAUGGCGGUAAUCAAGGCGGCGGAGGCUAUAAUAACUUUUCAGUGCCUCCACCAAAUUAUCAAAUGGGUGGAGGUGAGGGUGGUAGUGGUCCCUACAGCAAACCUCCGCCAUCUUAUAAUAAAGGAGGUUACGAUUCUGGUAAUCGCGGCGGAAGUGGUAGCAAUAGCGGCGGCGGUGGUGGCUGGCAAGAUCGUGGAAUGGGUGGUGGUGGCGGCGGUUACGGAAAUGGAGGCGGCAACAAGGACUACAACAACAAAGGCGGUUAUGGAGGCGGCGGCGAUAUGAUUACUCAAGAAGACACAAUAUUUGUGUCAGGCAUGGAUCCCGGGGCAACUGAAAUGGAUAUUGAAACUCAUUUCGGAGCAAUUGGUAUUAUUAAGAAAGACAAACGCACUAUGAAACCAAAAAUUUGGCUGUAUCGCCACAAAGACACUGGUCUAUCCAAAGGUGAAGCUACUGUUACAUAUGACGACAUCAAUGCAGCACAAUCGGCCAUAGCUUGGUUUGAUGGACGCGAUUUUAAUGGUUGUAUUAUUAAGGUCUCUUUAGCUCAGAGACAAAAUAACUGGAGUAAAGGUGGUCGUGGUGGUGGUGGCGGCGGCGGCGGCGGUGGUGGUGGUGGUGGAGGUGGCCGUGGUCGCGGUGGUAUGGGAGGUGGAAUGGGUGGCGGUGGAGGAGACCGCGGUGGUAGCCGUUUUGACCGUAAUAGUGGCAGUGGAGGCGAAGGUACCGGUGGGUCGGGUCGUCAUGAUUAUGAUUCAGGACGUAGCGGUGGUGGUGGUGGCGGCGGCGGUGGUGGCGGAGAUCGUGGAGGUCGUUUACGUAUGGGCGGUGGUGGUGGUGGCGGAGGCGGAGGAGGUGGCGGCGGCGGUGGUGCUCCCCGUGAAGGUGAUUGGAAAUGCAGCAGCUGUAAUAACACCAAUUUUGCUUGGCGCAAUGAAUGUAAUCGCUGCAAAACACCUAAAGGCGAUGACGGCGGUAAUAAUCGAGGAGGCGGUGGUCCUCCUGGUGGGUACGGUGGAGGUGACCGUGGCGGCUAUAACAGAGAUAAUCGAGGUGGCGGCGGUGGUUACGGUGGCGGCAAUCGUUUCGGCGGUGGCGGCGGCGGUGGUGGCGGUCGUGGGGGUGGUGGCGGCGGCGAUCGUGGUGGUCGUCGAGAUUUCGGCGGCAACAGUGGCGGUCCCAUGCGCAACAACUCUGGCAAUCGCCCCCGUCCUUAUUAGAUUCACCUUCCCCCUCCUCCGUAGCAUUUUUGAAUGCAUAGUUUAUAGUGGUAGUAUUAAAAUAUUAAUUUAAUUUUCAUCAAUUUUUCAAUGUUCAAUUUCCACUAUCAUUUUCAAUAUUAACUUUUUUAUUGAUUCGACAUCGGAAAGUGUACGUUACAACAGUCAACUCUCGGGUAUUCCAGUCCGAACGCAAGUGAAAUUUUUUUUUUUUUUUUGAUGAAAACAAAUGUAAUUGCAUCCUAUCUGCUGUGGAUCAUUUAUUUAAAUGGUUAAUUAAACUUAACUUGUAAACGCUGUGUAAAGACAGUUUUGCAUGACAAAAGGACAAUUUUAUUAAGGAAGAAAAAAGAAAAAAUAACAUAUUUAUAUAAUUGACAAUGAAUUAAAAAGAUGGGUUUCCCUAGCUCGUUAAUUAAAAACUGAAA